Messenger RNA from Syzygium oleosum, 834 nucleotides. RefSeq lists its product as uncharacterized. The record is from RefSeq and is a predicted model, not a curated record. Gene Ontology annotation, biological process: translation. The transcript is spliced from 7 exons. NCBI's taxonomy places the organism in Eukaryota, Viridiplantae, Streptophyta, Magnoliopsida, Myrtales, Myrtaceae. The coding region runs from base 103 to 585 and encodes 160 amino acids. Gene Ontology annotation, cellular component: ribosome; large ribosomal subunit. Gene Ontology annotation, molecular function: structural constituent of ribosome.
CCACCUCAAAACCCCUACUCGCUCGCUCUUCGGACUUCAAUCAUCGAAUCCAAAGGCCGCUUCAUCAUCGCCUUCUCCGGCCGCGCGUGAUCGGACUCCGAAAUGACCAAGUUUAGGAAGCUUGGUAGGCCCGCCGCUCACAGGAUGUCCAUGCUGAGGACAAUGGUAUCGCAGUUGGUGAAACACGAGCGCAUUGAAACCACUGUGGCUAAGGCCAAAGAGGUCCGGAGGUUAGCUGAUAAUAUGGUACAGCUUGGUAAAGAGGGUACCCUUCAUGCUGCUAGGCAAGCAGCUGCUUUCGUGCGAGGAGAUGAUGUCCUUCACAAACUAUUCACAGAACUGGCCUAUAGAUACAAAGAUCGAGCUGGUGGAUAUACAAGACUUCUUCGAACUCGCAUUCGAGUUGGUGAUGCUGCACCCAUGGCUUAUAUUGAGUUUAUUGACAGAGAAAAUGAACUUAGACAGUCGAAGCCUCCGGUCCCUCAACCUCCACAGAGACCUCCUAUGGAUCCCUGGACAAGAUCCAAGCUUUGCAAACAGUUCGCACCGCCUAAAGAGGAGAAAUUCUCUGAGCCUGACACAUAAACUCGGAAGAGGCCUCUUGAUAGUAUAACAAUGUUAGCCCUUUAUUUAUCAAGUAAAGGGAUUCCCUUUACCCCUCAUAAUCUGUCAUGGGCCACAUAGAUCAAGGGGAAUCUGUGUGCUGUUUAUUUUUGUGCUCUGUAUUUGAGUAGUGGCUGUGGAGGCGAAAUUGAUAAGCAUCUUCAUUCUCCAGAGCGUCAAGCAAACAUAGGCUUGCUCUACUGUUAAUUCGAUCAUUUGAUGGUUCUGGGA